Molecule: messenger RNA, 861 nt
Organism: Salvia splendens (bonfire salvia)
Lineage: Eukaryota; Viridiplantae; Streptophyta; Magnoliopsida; Lamiales; Lamiaceae
Product: pentatricopeptide repeat-containing protein At5g24830-like
Exons: 4
Coding region: 162-719 (185 amino acids)
Molecular function (GO): protein binding
Source: RefSeq, a predicted model, not a curated record
GUUAUAUCUCUCCAAUAGAAACCCAACCUAUCCAUUCUCUGCAGCUGAGAGCCACCGCCACCGCCACCGCCACCGCCGUCCUAUUGGAGCUGCUCAUCCGCCGCAAAUGCAAUCCAUUAUUGUUCCUGCUCAAGGAUCUUAUUUCCUUCUGCGAAUUCUGAAUGGAAGCUUCCAGACACUUGAAUGGUUUAAGGACCAAAGUUCUCUUUAUAUUUGGUAAAAAAAAAAGUUCUCUUUAUAUUUCGUGGUUUCUCCGUGUAGGUUCCAAUUUAGACCAAAUCGAAUCGAGCAUAAAUAGCGAUAGAAAAGAGAAGGGAAUUUCAGAUGAUGGAGAUGAGGAGCCGAGGGGGGCGGUUCUCAAUGCAUUGAAUGCAAUGCUGAAGGGGAGUUUGGAUCGGUUGAAAAUUAUGAGGGAAAGCAUAAGUUGGGGGCAUUCAAGUAGGUGUCGUUUCAACUUCGAAUCCAUGUCCAAGAGUGAUAUAAGUAUGAUUAGAGCUUUGAGCUUGGAAGGUAAGCUCGGAUCAGCUCUGUGUCUUUGGCACACUUUGGUUCAACAGCUUAGAAUUCGUGAUGUCCGUACUCACAAUUACCUACUAAAUGCACUUUGCAAAAGCCAUGAUUUGGAGAGGACUGAGUGGCUUGUUAAUGCGAUGUUAGCCCAUGGCCCUCGCCCUAGUUGUGCUACCUACAACACUUUGAUGAGUGGUUAUUGCCUGUAAAUCAAGUCGAUAGAGCUCUAGAUGUUUUCGCUACCAUGGCUAACCAGGGGGUGAGGCCAAAUAGGGUCUCGUGCAAUAUUCUUGUGUGUACUCUUUGCCAGAAUGGCUUAUUGCAGGAUGCAACAAAGCUGCUUAAGACAAU